AUUACAAUAAAAUUUUGUGAAUCAAUUGAGGUGAAAUUAUCUUUUCCAAAAGAAUGGAACUUCUCAGUUCAUUGAAGAAAGAAGAGAUUUUAGAGGUGCUUUCUCACGGUGGCUUAUGUCACUGCUGUCAAACUCUGGUUCAUGAUCGAAUCAUCGGAACCCUUCAUAAAAGAAAGCGAGGUGAGAAUUUGUAUCAAGACUUGGAAGAUAUCAGAAGGAAGAGUCGCAGACACAAUUUUGAUUCUUCACAUAAGGAAUUAUCUGAUUUGGAGGAACCAAAAGAGCUUAUAAGAUAUUCAGAAGUUCACUGCAAAAAAGACUUCACCUACAUUGAAAGGAUAAAUGGGAGAGCCAUAAACUUGUUACAGGGUCUUGAACUUCACACUGGUGUUUUCAAUGUUAUGGACCAGAAUGAGAUUGUUGAUUAUAUAUACCGAUUGCAACGGCUAGGACAAGAAGGAAGACUUAGAGAUAGAACAUAUUCAAAACCAAGAAAGUGGAUGCGAGGUAAAGGACGCGAAACCAUACAGUUCGGCUGUUGUUAUAAUUAUGCGGUGGACAAGAAUGGUAACCCUCCAGGGAUAAGUAGAACUGAAGAAGUCGACCCAUUACCACGCCUGUUCAAGCAAAUGAUAAAGAGGAUGGUUCGAUGGAAUAUAAUUCCUCCGACAUGUAUUCCCGAUAGCUGCAUUGUCAACAUAUACAAUGUAGGCGAUUGCAUUCCGCCCCACAUCGACCAUCACGAUUUUGUCCGCCCGUUUUAUUCAGUAUCAUUCUUGAGCGAAGCCGAAAUCUUGUUUGGUUCAAAUUUAAAAGCUAUCCGUCCUGGAGAGUUUUCAGGUCCCGCAUCCAUUUCCUUACCUACAGGGUCAGUGUUUGUUUUGAAAGGCAAUGGAGCAGAUAUUGCUAAACAUUGUGUUCCAUCUGUGUCAUCAAAAAGGAUUUCUAUUACCUUCAGAAAGAUGGAUGAAAGAAAGUUGCCCUAUAAUUUUUCACCUGAUCCUGAGCUGGUGGGAAUCAAGCCACUUAUCAAUUCACCUCCAAUCAAAACCAGAAAGGAAUUCAGAAACACAUGACAAAGUAUAGAUUGCUUAAUGUUAGCUAGUUAACCAAUUGUAUUAGUUAGUUAGUUAACUUGCAUUACAAGCAAGUAAGUUAGCUUUUGGUUAAUUAGAUGAGUUAGUUAGGAGUUUGUUAGAAGCUAGCUCAUCUAUAUAUAUAGCUCAUAACACUUCUACACUUGCUUAAUUCAAUCAAUCAAUACAAAUCCUUCUUUUAUCUCUUUGUUAUUAUCUUCAAGCUUGAGCUCAUUAUCUCCAACAAUGGAGUUUUAUCUUACAUUUUUGUUGUUAUCUGUCACAUACUUUGGUAUGGUAUCAGAGCGUCUCAAUU
This is a messenger RNA of Trifolium pratense (red clover), 1392 nucleotides long. RefSeq names its product RNA demethylase ALKBH9B-like. Bases 54 to 1076 code for a protein of 340 amino acids. Lineage: Eukaryota; Viridiplantae; Streptophyta; Magnoliopsida; Fabales; Fabaceae. The record is from RefSeq and is a predicted model, not a curated record. The transcript is spliced from 6 exons. Gene Ontology annotation, biological process: mRNA catabolic process. Gene Ontology annotation, molecular function: demethylase activity; mRNA binding.